ACGCUGCCAGUCAGGCUGGGUGCACUACUACUAUAUGUCUCCUGCGCCGCCGUACGUCACUCUCCCUGCGAUUUUGCAGUCUGGGAUGAUAUGACCGCAUGUCUUCACCAGAAGUACCAUACUUCUAAGUAUUCCUGUUCAGUUGCAGUCCAUAUAUCCGUGUAGGACAUUGACCUGGCAGCCACAUUUGUUACAUGUGGAUGCUUCGGGACUAACUGAGAUUAAAUUUCUUCCUUUUUAUAUAUAAAGAUGAAGAGUCUCCUUGGCAUCUUGAUGCUCCUCACCAACUUAUUUCAUCAGUGGCUGGUUCAUGCAGAAUUUUUCACAUCAAUAGGUCAGAUGACAGACCUAAUAUACAAGGAAAGAGAUUUAGUACAGUCCCUAAAAGAGUACAUUCGUGAAGAAGAAGAACGCCUUUCUAAAAUCAAAAGCUGGGCCUCUCAGAUAGAAGAGCUCACAAGUAGAUCUACGUCCGACCCAGAGGGUUACCUUGCUCAUCCUGUCAACGCAUACAAGCUGGUGAAAAGACUAAAUAAAGACUGGCUCUCAGUUGAGAACUUGGUUCUUCAGGAUUCAACUAAAGGCUUUAUUGCAAACCUCACAUUACAGAGGGAGUUCUUUCCAGAUGAAGAAGAUGAGACUGGAGCAGCCAAAGCAUUAAUGCGUCUCCAAGACACCUACAGGCUCGAUCCAGAUGUCAUAGCAAAGGGGAGACUGCCAGGCACUGAAUUUGUUUCUUCCUUAUCCGUGGAUGAUUGCUUUGGCAUGGGGAAAAUCGCCUACAAUGAUGGUGACUAUUACCAUACUGUUCUAUGGAUGCAGGAAGCUCUAAAGCUGCUGGAUGAAGGGGAAAAGUCCACUAUAUCUAAAGUGGAUGUUCUAGACUAUCUUAGUUACACUGUUUUUCAGCUUGGAGACAUCCAUAGGGCGGUAGAGCUCACAAGAAGACUGCUAGCACUAGAUUCUAGCCAUGAUCGAGCUGGGACCAAUUUGAGAUAUUUCGAGAGAUUACUAGAGAAACAGAGAGCUGAAGGGAAAAUUAACAAGACUGCGGACAAGGAACCUUCCACCGCAAGUUCUGGCGUUUAUACCAGACCCCUGGAUUACCUGCCUGAGCGAGAUACUUACGAAGCUCUCUGCCGUGGAGAAGGAGUGAAAAUGACUCCUCGAAGACAGAAGAGACUUUUCUGUCGGUAUCAUGAUGGAAAUAGGAAUCCUUUACUAAUAUUAGGUCCUGUUAAGGAAGAGGAUGAGUGGGAUAGUCCACGUAUUGUUCGUUACCUGGAUGUUUUGUCCAGUGAUGAAAUUGAGAAAAUUAAAGAGUUGGCAAAGCCAAAACUGGCAAGAGCUACGGUUCGUGACCCGAAAACUGGAGUUUUAACCACAGCCAAUUACAGGGUCUCUAAAAGUUCCUGGCUGGAGGAAUAUGAUGAUCCUGUUGUUGCUCGGGUGAAUCAUCGCAUGCAAGCCAUAACUGGACUGACAGCUGACACAGCUGAGCUGCUGCAGGUAGCAAACUAUGGCAUGGGAGGUCAGUAUGAGCCACAUUUUGAUUUUUCCAGGCGUCCCUUUGACUCCAAUCUCAAAACGGAUGGAAAUAGGCUUGCAACAUAUCUUAACUAUAAAGAGGAACCUGAUGUAUUCAAGCGUUUAGGCACUGGCAAUCGUGUGGCUACCUUUUUGAACUACAUGAGUGAUGUACAAGCUGGAGGUGCCACAGUGUUCCCAGAUUUUGGAGCAGCGAUCUGGCCAAGAAAGGGCACUGCAGUUUUUUGGUACAAUCUUUUCAGAAGUGGAGAGGGCGACUAUAGGACAAGGCAUGCUGCUUGUCCUGUAUUAGUAGGCAGUAAGUGGGUUUCAAAUAAAUGGUUUCAUGAAAGAGGACAAGAAUUUCUAAGGCCUUGUGGAUUAACAGAAGUUGACUGACAUGCAGUAUAUGCAGCUAUCGAUUUUUAUUUUUAUUUUUUUUGUUCUUUUUUUAUAUUUUAAUUUUACAUUCUGUUUUUAGAACUUUUUGUAAUUUCUGUAACUCACUCCUGGCAUCCAGUGUGGUGAAACCGUGGAGAUCCUGGAAUUCCAAAGCCAUGCAGCCAAUUCCACUCAACCUUUAACUUGAUACAACAGAGAGAAGCCCAUAAGUAGCAAGAUGCUAAAAUAUAAUUUACUGUAAUUCUGAAUAGCAGUACCUAUAUUUAUUUCUCUUAUCUUGGGGAUAUACAGCUGAUGGCAUACAGAGAUGAAAUAUUGCUACUUAUUUUCUGUGUGUUGCGUAAAUCUGAAAUGUGAUCAAAACCAAGAUAAGAAGCACACCUAAAUAUGUUCCACCAGAAUUUUUUUUAAAGCAGCCACAACUUCUAUAUCAGGGUUUUUCCUGUUGUGCCCUUGGUGACUAUUGAUAUGACAACCUACUAAAAUCAUGUUGGUGGUUAUGGGGACAAGUGCAUUGUGAGCCAUGGUGUUGUAACUAAAAAUGUUUUCUGAUAUGGAUGUACAACGUUUCCUUUCAUUGUACAUUUUCUUAUGGGUCGAGGCAUUUGGUUGAACUGUUAAGUCUAUUUUUGUAAUAAUAAAAUAAA
Molecule: messenger RNA, 2576 nt
Organism: Bufo bufo (common toad)
Lineage: Eukaryota; Metazoa; Chordata; Amphibia; Anura; Bufonidae
Gene: P4HA2
Product: prolyl 4-hydroxylase subunit alpha 2
Exons: 17
Coding region: 250-1926 (558 amino acids)
Biological process (GO): peptidyl-proline hydroxylation to 4-hydroxy-L-proline
Cellular component (GO): endoplasmic reticulum
Molecular function (GO): L-ascorbic acid binding; procollagen-proline 4-dioxygenase activity; protein binding
Source: RefSeq, a predicted model, not a curated record